GCUGGAAUGAAACCCUGUGCACAUGGAGCAUUAGCUCACCCUGCUCAGAGCACCUAGUCCAUUUUCCCCUGCUUUUGCAGCUUCUUGCUUUCCCCAAGCAUCCCUAUUAGCUCAGGGUGAGACCCUCGUCUGCUUUAAGUUACCAGCAACCCAUUGAAUUAGGUGGGCGAGGGUUCGGCUCCAAGACGUUUGGGACUCAGCCAGCUUCCCUUCCCGGCUUCCAGUACCUCCGUCUGCAGAAGCCCGGCACAUUGCAAGCAAGAGGAUUCCCAGAGCCAUCUAACAUCGGUGCCCGUAACUUGGCAUUCAGCUUCUGAGAAGGCUUUUCCAGAAACUGUUUACCUCCUGUUUGAGGCCAGGCAGCCAGCCCACCAGAAAGGGGAACUUCGGUGCCCCGGUCUGUGCCGGAGUGGAGCAUUUCACGGAAACAGAGUUGAGCCGUUUCUCCAGUGGACAGGCUCCAUUUGCCUUCCUGUUUUAGCCCUGCCAGGGCCGCGUCUCAGGCUGUUUGCUUUCCCUCCGGACUCGCUUUUAUCCUUGCUGUCUACAGAAGUGUACAGCUGAAAACAUCCAUUUCCUGCAGCAUCCAAUUCCCACCAGUCAAUAAGAGACAAGGGUUCAGCCCAGCUUCAGCUCUGGGCCUGAAGCAGGCCUGGAGUCACCAAACAGCUAAGAAUAGCCUGGUAGUGCCGGGUGAAACGUCUGCAUGGGUUUGUGUUGUGUUUUUUUUCUCCCAAUGUGCUGAUCUAAUAAGGAUGAGGCAAGUUUGCAGCUCUGGCCACAGUUGUGUGUGGGUUGCGUUUUUCCCCUUUUCCUUUCUUUCCCUCCGCCCCAUCCUACAAUACAACAUCUGAAACAGAAAGAUAAGAGCAGCCUGGCUGGGGCUCCAGCUGCAUUCACACACCCCAGACCGCGCUCCCUUGGCGCUCUGGGUUUAUCUGGACUCGUCACCCCUGUUCGGCAACGAAACUUAAAUUACCAUGAGGCGGAAGAGAGCAGUGCAGCUGGAUGGAAAGUGGAAGGUACGAGGGAAAGGCUGAGCAGUGCAGACUGAACCCAGGAGCUGCUGGUUCUGCCAGCGCAUGGCACAGUCCCGGGAGGGGCGGCGUGCCCGACACUCAUGGGGACACCGAAGCUGGACAAAGGGGAUGUGAGCACACUCAGCUUGCCUUCCAACGUGAGUCACGGCGAUGCUGACGGCAACUUCUGCUUGGACGUCCCGGAUGGCACCCCGGAUCCACACAGGACGAAGGCAGCCAUUGAGCACUUGCACCAGAAGAUCCUCAAGAUCACGGAGCAGAUCAAGAUCGAGCAGGAGGCGCGAGACGACAACGUGGCUGAGUACCUGAAGCUGGCCAACAAUGCCGACAAGCAGCAGGCCUCCCGCAUCAAGCAGGUCUUUGAGAAGAAGAACCAGAAGUCUGCCCAGACCAUCGCCCAGCUGCACAAGAAGCUCGAACACUACCACAAGAAGCUAAAAGAGAUCGAGCAGAACGGGCCCUCACGGCAGCCCAAGGAUGUCUUCCGGGACAUGCACCAGGGCCUAAAGGACGUAGGAGCCAACGUCCGGUCCAGCAUCAGCGGCUUUGGGGGUGGGGUGGUGGAAGGCGUCAAGGGCGGUCUCUCCGGUUUGUCCCAGGCCACCCACACCGCCGUGGUCUCCAAGCCCCGGGAGUUCGCCAGCCUGAUCCGGAACAAGUUCGGCAGUGCGGACAACAUUGCCCACCUGAAGGACACGCUGGAUGACGGGCACCCCGAGGAGGCCUCGAGGACCCUGAGUGGCAGUGCCACCCUGGUGUCCAGCCCAAAGUACGGCAGUGACGACGAGUGCUCCAGUGCCACCUCGGGGUCGGCGGGGGGCAGCAACUCGGGGGCCGGGCCUGGCGGACUGGGCAGCCCCAAGUCCAACACCCUUGACAGCCACCACAACAACUUUGACACCAUCCUGGAGGAGCUCCGGGAGAUUAAGGACAGUCAAUCGCACCUGGAGGACUCAAUGGAGGACCUCAAGGCACAGCUGCAGAGGGACUACACCUACAUGACGCAGUGCUUGCAAGAGGAGCGGUACAGGUACGAGCGCCUGGAGGAGCAGCUGAACGACCUGACAGAGCUCCACCAGAAUGAGAUGACCAACCUGAAGCAGGAGCUGGCCAGUAUGGAGGAGAAAGUGGCUUAUCAAUCCUAUGAAAGGGCCCGGGACAUCCAGGAAGCGGUGGAGUCCUGCCUCACCCGUGUCACUAAGCUGGAGCUCCAGCAGCAGCAGCAGCAGGUGGUGCAGCUGGAAGGGGUGGAGAACGCCAAUGCCCGGGCCCUCCUGGGCAAGUUCAUCAACGUCAUCCUGGCCCUCAUGGCCGUGCUGCUCGUCUUCGUCUCCACCAUCGCCAACUUCAUCACACCCCUCAUGAAGACCCGCAUGCGCAUCCUCUGCACGGCCCUGCUGGUUCUCUUCCUCUUCUUCCUCUGGAAGCACUGGGACUCCAUCACCUACUUCCUGGAGCACGUGUUGCUCCCCAGCUGAUUCCCCGGGCCGCUGCCGGUGCCCCUGGGGCACUCCAAUUCUUCCUGAGAAGGUGGGGGCAGGAGCAGAAACCUGGAGCCUUCCAUUUAAUUCCUUCAUGUGUUUGGUACAGCUGUUUUCUCAACCCCCAGCACCCAUCUGUUCACUUCCAGCCUCCUCAGUGUCACCAGGAGCAUGGGAAGUUAGAGCCGGGAUUGCUCGCUCCUUCUGGAUGCCCUGGGAGGGAAGACGGGCAAAAGCAUAAGAGUUUGGAAGAAGCCUUUAACUUACAUGUUCUUGAGUUUGUUUGAGGGUUUUUUUAAAUUAUUGUUAUUUAAAGUAAUUCUAUUAUUCUAAAAGUCUGCAGGAAUGAGGUUUUCUUUAUGCCCCGAAGGAAGAUGGUUCUGUAUCCACUGGGGUUUGCAAUCAAACCCAGCUUCUGGGGAACUUGGAGAGGGAGAGAGAGAGAGAGAGAGGUUUGUUUGUUUUUUUCCUUAAAGACAGGGACAGCAAAAAAAUUAUUCCUGGGAUGCAAUAAUAAAAGAGAAAACAACCACCAGAGAAAGGAAGAACCGGAGCUCAAGUGAAGACCGUGGCUGUUUCUGCUCCCCGGAGAGCUGGCCACCGGGACGGAGCAGAAUGUAUGCAUCACACCAGCUUAUCCAAACCACACGUACGUUUACUCCCAUGGUUACUGAACAGCUAACAGGCCGAGUGCAGAAUUGGGCAGGGGGGUAUUUAUUGGCACAAGGCUGUGUUAGCUGGCCAUUGGCUUGUGUCCAGCGGGCACAGGAUACCCGGUGCGGUUCCGGUCAGAAAGUGAGAACAGUUGUGGCACAAGUGAAACCCACUUGGCUGGCUUUCGUUUUCUUCUUCUACGGCUUUCAUUCGAUUCGAUCUCUUCAGGGACACACGGACUUUCUGACAUUGCGCCUGCGGACUUUACAAUCUACGCAAAGUAUUGUGUGUGCGUGUGCGUGGGUUUUUUUUAAGUUAUUUAUUUCGAGAUUCUGUUUCCGUUUGUGAAUCAGGCGUUGGAGGAAAACACAGCUGCCUUCACAGCCUCCAUAGCUCUCAAAAAGACAGAGCAUGUUGUCUCCAAAGUUUCUUAAAUGGGUUCACAUAUAUAUAUAUGGGUGUGUGUGUAUCUAUAUCUACAUAUCUAUAUAUCUCUCUCUCUCUCUAUAGAGAGAGAGAGAGAUAUAGAUAUAUGUGUGUGCUUAUUUAAUUUAUAUAAAUGACCAGAUCCUCUUCUAGUGCAAAGGGGUAUAGCUCCAUUGAAUCUGUGGAGUGGUAUCCGUUUCCACAAGCAGACAUUUGGCCCUUUCUAUUUUUGAAACGUGAACCUUUUGGCGAUCCUGGUGGCACAUGGUAAAGGUCCAGGGAUUUGUUACAAGACCUUGAAUAUAGUCCUGGGCCCUGGGAAGGAAGCAGUCUCCUGAGACAAGGAGUCAGUCAGCCCCCUCUGGGAAAGGGGAAGUGCUUGUGCUGUCCUUCCUUUAUCUUCAACACGUGGUAGUUCACAAGGGCUAAUCGAUCCUGUCUUCUGGAUUUACAGCUGAACAUUGGGGCUGUGCUGUGUACUCUCCACCCCCCGACGUAAUGCCAUUAGCUUCAGGCAUGUCUCCACAUCCUCAUAUUGCAGCACUUUGCAAGCUACUGCUCCCACCGGCAAAGAUACGGGGAUCCCACGUGGAGGAUGUCGAUAGUUAUUCAAGGCACGGUGCAAGGGACAGGCAGGAAUCGUGGCUGGUCAAGGACAUACCGCACGGUUGCCUUGCACUGAGGGGGGUGCUCUCAUGGGAUGCAGUGGCUGACCAGGCCCCAGGGUCUCCUUAGCAGACAUUGCACUCCCCUCUGGAAAUGGUCACACCUCCUUUCACCUCUUCCUGUGCCAAGGAUCUAGGACAAGCUCCAUAUCAAACACGGGCCCCCAUGCUCGGCAUUUCAGCCGCUCAUAUCAGCACCUCCAGCUAAGCGCCAGAAUCCUAAAAUAUCCGUUUGACUUGGGCUCCCGUGGUUGAGAACAGGCUGGAGCAUUUGGGAUUUGCAUCUCAGUUGCACCACAGCGUGUUUGGGCUUUAAUGUCUGAUGGUGGGACCUGGUCCUCAAAACUAUCUGCCAAGAGGCCUGUCUUGGGAAAGCUGUCCCGUGUUAUGCCAGCUGCCCUCUGAGCCUUCAUGGAGACUGUGCAGGGGGGUGUGAAGAACCCAACUCCCCUUUUGUACAUCUAUUUAUUUUGUAUUUUUGUAAGCAUUUCGCUGGAAUGAACAUUCCCGUUCUCAUUGGGAUCUUAAGGAAACUAGGCUUCUGUGGGGAUAGCAGGCUAACUGGUAUCACAACCGUUUUUUUGCAGUCUAAGACCGGAGGGGCAGAAAUCUGAGUACAACACUAGUCAUUCCAAAUUUUCAUUUCAGGGAAACGUCCCUACCAGGGACACGUUGGUGCAUGCUCUGCUGUAGGCCUGUGCUAAAGUCACUUUGAAGUCCAUGGGGUCUGAGGACAUGCUUAAAGCUAAGCCUGUGGUGGUGUCCUAAAUAGGGGUGAGCAUCUAUGCCUUCAUGCAUUAUGGCCUGAUUCCCUUUCCACCCACUUAAUCGGAGCGUCUCUUGUUUUGUGCCAGUGGCGAGCAGAGUGCGUGACCUGCUGCGUGCAAUGAGCAAGGUUUCCCCCUGUCAAAUCUCCCAUGGAAAAAGCAGAAAGGAUCAGCUCCUUUCUGCUCCUCCGUGCUGGCUGAUUUGUGACCUGCUCCACAUGCAAGUCUCAUUAAUGCGGCAGGGAAGGACUUCCUUUGCUCCUCGGUACUGGUGUCAAUCAGGAGUAGUCCCCUGGGAGUCCCUGGGAUCGCACAGCACCUUGUUGUUGGGAGAUGCUCUUCCCGGUCCCUGCCAGGAUGAGGGCCCCACUGCUCUGGGUGUUGUGUGGGGAGGAGGCAGGCCCUGCCCUGAAGAUGUUAAGCCUCGAUAGAUAGGAAAGGCAAAAAAGUAAGUGGUAUAAGAAGCAGAGGUCAGAGAGGAGAGUGACCUGGCUCGGUCACCAGGAGGUCUGUUGCAGAGCAGGGGGUUCAAGCCAGUCCGUGGCUGCCCUCUGGACCAUGCUGCCCCACGAGCAGCACUCUUUACAGGUACAACCCAAAGCAAGGCAGGACAGCAGUAACAAGGAGCAUUGCUUGCACAGACUGGAGGGCUAGCUCCUGGGCCAGUGCUGCGCUACAUUGCAGAUGCCAAGGUCCCCGGGAGCAAGGAGAAAAAGAGGGGCUUUGUCCCCUCCAUUAAACUUUCACCUCCUCUCAUCAACAGCUCCCUCUAUUUCCCUGCUAUCUCAGGCCCUGUGUCUUGCUCUGACCCAAUACUAUUGCAGCCAGCAUGCUGAGGAAACACAGGGCAGUCCCCUGUACUAUGAGCCACCCUCUUGCUGCCUAAUAGGUGGGAAUCUCCCAUCUCCAUGCAGUUUUCUGCCUUGACUGGCCUUCAUCUUGCCCCCGUCAGAGUCAGGUUAGAGGUUUCAAGGACAGUGCAAUCACCUGGAGCCAGGGGUUUACGGCCCAUCCAGGUGACUGGCUGCUACUAAGCAGUCCUCCCUGCCAACCGAAGGAGGACUCCAUGCCAAAGUCCGAAGCUGCCCUCCUAACCCACUUUGUCAGGAGGAGCAAAGCCCACUGUGUUCACAGCAUGGCUUCUGCGGAACCUUAACUCACAGCCCCAGGUCAGCCUUAGGAGACACAGGAUCAGGGGAGCUUUCCUCGCAUGUGUUUUAAUAGCUGGUUGCUUCAUCAGACAGAUCUGGUUUCAGUCAUGCUGAACACAGGUUAGAUUGCUGCCAGGGGUGCCUCCGAUGUGGCAUCUGUCCUCUGCAGCAUCAGAGGCAGAGUUGGAGCUGGGGGAGAAGUUUCAGGCCCAUGGGGAAAGGCAUUUGGAAGGAGAAAUGUAGCAGGUGUAAGGACUUCAGAGCUGCAGGGGCUGAGUCCCCUGUGUCAUGGAUGUUGUUUCUUCAUUGAUACCCUGGAAGUGUGCACGAUGCAUUGUUCAACCAGAGCAGGAGUGUUUCACACCAGUUGGCACCAGGGUAAGUUGGCACAAGUGCAAGGCAAGGAGAGUGUCUGGCUUAUGCAUUGGAUGGCUGGGGCUAGGGGGGUGUCUCCCCUCACACCACUGUGGUCCUCUGCCUACUCCUGAUUCACACCAGUUUCAAAUAGGACUCAGGUGCUAUAGAGCCCUUGCUGGAGGUACAGGCACUUGCUGAUGCUGGUUCUUCCCAUCCUCGUUUCAGGGACACACUAAGGAUGGGGGAGAUGUGGGUACCGAGACUAGGAGGGUGCU
Molecule: messenger RNA, 6816 nt
Organism: Gavialis gangeticus (Gharial)
Lineage: Eukaryota; Metazoa; Chordata; Crocodylia; Gavialidae
Gene: TMCC2
Product: transmembrane and coiled-coil domain family 2
Exons: 4
Coding region: 1121-2518 (465 amino acids)
Biological process (GO): amyloid precursor protein metabolic process
Cellular component (GO): endomembrane system
Source: RefSeq, a predicted model, not a curated record